CAACUUGAAGGUGUGCCAUGAGUGCCACGGGGCGCCUUAUGGUGCCACGCGAUGGCGGAGCUGUUUGGUGUGAUGCGUAUGUGCGCAACAAGAGUCUAUAUUUGAACUCCAUGGAUCAGGCGGAAACGGGCGGCACGACAGUUACCCGCAUUGAUCUCCGGCGGGUCAAGCCGCAACCUACGAAAUCGGUUCGUGGCGGCAUCUCUUUCAUUAACCGCAGUACCGGAGUCAACGAGCUGGAGGUGGUGGCCGGGAUAACGAGUGAGGCCGCGGCUUGGCACUCGAUCCUGCGGGAGGCGUGCUUUGUGACGAGACGUUGCAGAGAGAAGGCGGAGGCGAUGAGGCCGCGGCCGAUGGGUAAGAACCCAGACGCGUGCGCGUGGCUGGUGAGGGGCUCGCCCGGAUGGCUUCCCGGGCGGAUCAUGAGCGAGGCAACCGAGACCGAGGCGGCCGAGGAGGUUGCGUCGAGUUUGGCGUGGUAUGAGGAGUACUUUGUGGGUGCGACGCAGCACUACAACUUUGUGGCAAACCUGCCUGAGCUCGGCGGGGUGCAUGCUGUCUCGCUCCUCCGGAUCGCGUACGGGAUGCGGGCGAUCCUAUGGUCGCCGACCGGGGCGAGCCCGCUGGAGAUCUUUGUACCGGAGGACAUGACAUCUCCGCCGGCGCUGCUGCGGUUUGUGUUGGCAACGUACUCGCGCAAGCUCGCGCGUAAGUGCGAACAUUUCAGGCAGGUUGUUGGCGUCAAAGUGGUCGAGACGCUGCUGGCCAUGGAGCGCGAGAUGUACAAGCGGACGCACACGAUUGCCAUCAAGCAUGUCGGCGACGACGAGGCUGCUCUGGGGACGCUGCGGGGGCUGAUCGAGAGCAGCGAUGCGUUUGAGAUGGUGCCUGAAGCUGUUGACGGCGGGUGUGUCAUUGUGUUGGUGACCAACAACGCUGCGGUGCCGUACACGCUGCCGUGGGAGGCUGGGGCGGCAGGAGCGCCAUCAUCAGUAGCGGUGCUCGUGCCGACAGACGUCGGCUACGCCUGUCAGGUUGUGGUUGCACCUGCGGUCCAGCCGUCGCGCCAUCCGGCGGUGAUCAGACGAGAGACUGCAACGAUGGCCGCGCUCUGCACUGCGCUCGUCAACUCGGAGCAUGCGGCUGGACGACAGACUGCGAGCGCGAGUCCGAAGCUUGCCGCGACGCUUCGCGCCGAGCGGUUUACCUCUGCACUCGAGUCGAUGUACGUCUCGGUGAGCUCGGGGGUGGCUGGCUUUGAGACCGGCGAUGGCGGCACGGCAGCGGUGGUUGAGGCCCUGUCGCGCGAGCUGGGCGUGGUGGUGGCGACGGCCGCCAUGUCGGUCGAGGUGAAGAAGGUCUUGGCCACGCCCGACAUGGCCCAGAUCCGGUCGGCGGGUCUCUACGGCGAGUUUGUGGUGUUUUCGACCAGGGAUGGGGUGUACAUGACCGACAACGCAGCCGGGUCGGCGCUGACGCUUAUCGAGGAGCCGGCGGCGAAGCUCGAAGUCUUUCCGGCCCUGCAUGUGUGCUUGGUGCAGUUUAGCAUGGCAUCGCUGGGUGUCGGCUAUCUCUAUCUGGACUCUGUGGGCGAGUGGGUGCUGAAGCGGUUGCCGGAGACGGCUAAUGCGGUCACGUUUGCGUCGCAUGGCGCCGAGGGCCGCGAGCCCAAGGUGGCAGUGGGAGUGGGGCGAGUUGUCCACGUCUUUGCUUGGGCGCCGCCGCUGGCGUCGUUCAAGAUCGCGGCGACGCUCUGUAUCGAUCUGCCUGUGGCCGGACUCUCAUUUCUGACGUCGGGCCAGCUUGUGCUCCAGUUCUCGUCGGGCUUGGUGCUGUUUGAUCCGCCGACGCAGGCAAUGCGACGGCUGGAGCUACCUCCUGGGCGGUCGCGGCUGAUGAAAACCCAUAGCGUGGGAGCGGAUCUUGACGGUCCUGCCUCGCACGUCAUGUGCUCCGCCGGACUGGAUGCUCAUCUUGUGGCGACCUCGAGCGGAGCCUUGGCCAAACCGCGGGUGGCCAUCCGGUGGACGGGUGUGCCACUGGCGGUGGUGGGGCUUGGGCGGUAUGUGCUCGGUGUUUCGGCGACGGGCGUCGAGGUCCGAGCGAUGCGGACGGGAGGAUUAGUCCAGCAUGUCAUGCUCCCCCCCCGGUGCGGCUGGUGUCAUCGUCAUCGCUUGCGGUGGUGGUGUCUGCGGGGAUUGGUGCAGCAUCAAGCCUCUACUCUCUCCAGCUGCGAGCUGGUGAGUAUGGCGCGGCAAGUGCGGCGCCCUCGCCGAGCCUGCCGUUUCGCAUGCUCGCACGAAACCACAUGAGCACGGCGAUUGGCCAAUCGCACUCGCGCUCCUUGCUCGGCGCUUCUCUCAGCGCCUCGAUAUCUGAGUCGUCCGAGUCGGUCAACUCGUGGUCACGGGCAUCGCUGGUUGUGGAGGCUAUCGAGACCGAAGAUCGGCCUGUGCCCAAGUAUUCAGCAUCGGUGGCGAGUCUCCCGCUGGAGGACAACCUCGGUGCGAGCCGUGCGUGCCACAACAGCUCGGAGUCUAGUGGCUCCGAUACCGAGCCCAGCGUCUCAUUAGCCUCGUUUACCAGCUCGAUGUUUUCGUCAUCUGUGUCGAACACGCUGCUGUCACGGUGCUUGGUCGAGGAGACGAAGAAGAAGAAGAAGCGGCGGCGGCGCGUCGCCCGGCGGUCAUACCACGGGCGAGGCCAUGACUUGGGCUCCUCGACGAUGGCCUCAUCAUCGUCUUCAUCGUCUUCAUCGUCUUCAUCAUCUUCAUCUUCAUCGUCGUCGUCGUCCUCAUCAUCGUCGACAUCGUCGGCAACAACUCCAACCGCCGAGGCAGCUCGGUCGUGCUCGACAUCGCUCGAGUUGUGGUCGGGAUCGGACUUUUUCGCGUCGGGCUCGAUGGUGUCGGGCUCGAUGACGUUGAGCUCGCACCCGCGACACUCGCAGCCCUCGAUGCCUUCUGUCCCGCUAUCGAGCGUGUCUCUUCCUGUAGCUUCGCUCUGGCCCACGUCGGCGGCGGGUGGCGACGGCGAGCGCAGCAAGACCAACGCCACGCUGACCGAGGCUGGGUCGAGUGAUGGCAACAGCGAGGAGCAUGAGGAGCGGGCGAUGCAAGGACUCGCAGCAUCACUAGCAGCACAAGCCUCGUACCCUGAGUACUGGGACUCAAUCUCGGCAUCGGCAUCGGCAUCGGCAUCGCUGCCGACCGCUUCGCUCACCAGCUCGCUCGUCCGCGGCGGAACGCAGCAGGGGAGGUCGACGGCGACGACGACGACGACCUCGUCCCAUGUCGACGACGACGAUUCUGAUGACAGUUCUCAGCACGAAUUUGGUCUCUCGUACGUCUAUGCCGAUCACCAAUGUCAGUCCUCGAUGGCAGCCCUUCCGGUCGCGUCGAACGAUGUGAGCAUGCCGUCGAUCCUCUCGUUCUCGGUCCCCUCUCUGGGAGGUCAGUCGCAAGGCCUCUCUGCUCUCGUCGACGACAACAGUUCUAGCGACGACGAUUACGACGACGCCGACGACGACAGCAGUAGCUGUGGCAGUGGUGGUGGUAGCGAUAUGAAAUGAAGCACGAGCUGUCGAUAAACGAUGAGUUGUCGAUCCGGA
Thecamonas trahens ATCC 50062 is the source of this 3610-nucleotide messenger RNA. RefSeq lists its product as uncharacterized. NCBI's taxonomy places the organism in Eukaryota, Apusomonadida, Apusomonadidae. The coding region runs from base 18 to 2312 and encodes 764 amino acids. The record is from RefSeq and is a predicted model, not a curated record. The transcript has 2 exons.